AUGUCAGAUGGAGAGGAAAGUAAUGCCAACCCUAACUUAAGUGAAGAAGUGGAUGACUUGUUUGGGGAUGAGGGUGAACCUGAAGAGCAAGUGAGAGAAGCGAAAUCUGAAGGAGUCGAAAUCGAAAGUGACGAAGAAGGAGAUCAGUCAGAAGAAGAGCUUAAAGAGAUAAGAAGCUCAGAUUUAUCUUUGCCACGUCAUGCAAUGGCAAAUGAGGUCGAAAGUGAUACUUAUGUUCUCAAGUUACCGGUUUUCUUGAAUAUUGAUGCACAUCCAUUCGAUGCCAAUGAAUUUAAGGAUAGAUUGACCCAAACUGCAGCAGAAAGGUCGCAAUCUUCUUUGACAUCUAAACAGAUUAAAGAUGAGUUAAUCGCAGAAAAAUUGAUGAAUGAAAAUACCAUCAGAUGGAGGUAUUCUAAUAGUGGAAAUGAUGAGAUCAUUAAACAGUCAAAUGCUCACUUUGUUCAAUGGGACGAUGGCACCAUUUCUCUUAAGAUUGGAAGUGAGUUCUUUGAUUAUAAGCAACAGCCCUUGUCUGAUCAGUACUUGGUAAGGUCACAUGAAAGCUUGGAGAUUUUGCAAUGUGACACAGCUAUAAACAAGUCAGUAAACUUGAUACCGGCAUCGACAUUUACUUCGACACAUAGAAAGUUGACUCAAGCAGUCAAGAGUAUUCAGAAGAAGGAUAAAAUUUUGAAUACAAUAACAAAAGAUGAUCCAUUGUUGAAACAAAGAUUGGCAGAUGAAAAUGAAAGGAAGUCACUUAAAUUAAAGAGACAAAUUGAGCUGAAGAGGAGAUUACAAGAAGAGCGUCUCGAACGGACAAAUAGUCCUGUUACAGGCGCAGGUGGAAAUGGCUAUGAUGAGACCACAUACGAAAGGUUUGCAAGAACUUAUGGUAAUGACGAGUAUGACGAGGAAGACGAUUUCAUAGCCAACGAUGAAGAGGAAGAGGAGGAAGUAGAAGAUGGCGAUGACCAGGAGGAACUUGAAAGUGAGAAUGAAGAAGAUGCAGAAAGAGGGGCUGAAAGAUUAAGGCAACUAAAGGAAGAAGGAGCUGCGAAGUACCACGAGGAUGCAUCACUGAAAGAAGUGGGAUCAGAUGAAGAAGCUUCUAGGCUAGCUAGGAAAAGAAGAAGAAUUGUGGAUUCGGACGAAGACGAAGAAUAA
Priceomyces carsonii is the source of this 1170-nucleotide messenger RNA. RefSeq lists its product as uncharacterized. Lineage: Eukaryota; Fungi; Ascomycota; Pichiomycetes; Serinales; Debaryomycetaceae. The coding region runs from base 1 to 1170 and encodes 389 amino acids. The record is from RefSeq and is a predicted model, not a curated record. Gene Ontology annotation, biological process: transcription elongation by RNA polymerase II; positive regulation of transcription elongation by RNA polymerase II. Gene Ontology annotation, cellular component: nucleus; Cdc73/Paf1 complex. Gene Ontology annotation, molecular function: RNA polymerase II C-terminal domain phosphoserine binding. The transcript has a single exon.